AGUGCGCAUGCUCUGUGUGACUCGGCGUGAGGACAGUCCUCGUCAUCCAGUUGUAAGAAAGCAAUCGCUGGUUUGUAGGGAGACGUGAGAUAUGGGACGACGUCCUGCUCGAUGCUAUCGGUACUGUAAAGACAAACCUUAUCCAAAGUCUCGGUUCUGUCGAGGUGUUCCAGAUCCGAAGAUCAGAAUCUACGACUUGGGAAGGAAGAAAGCUCAUGUUGACGAGUUCCCGUUGUGUGUGCAUCUUGUUUCUGAUGAGUUUGAACAGCUGUCAAGUGAGGCUCUAGAAGCAGGUCGCAUUUGUGCGAAUAAGUACAUGGUCAAGCAUUGUGGCAAGGACGCAUUUCACAUUCGUAUCAGACUUCAUCCUUUUCAUGUGUUGCGCAUCAAUAAGAUGUUGUCGUGCGCUGGAGCUGAUAGGCUUCAGACUGGGAUGAGAGGUGCUUUUGGAAAGCCUUGUGGCACUGUGGCUCGUGUCCACAUAGGUCAGCCUAUUAUCUCUGUUCGUACUAAGAUGAACAAUGAAAAUAGUGCAAAGGAAGCUCUUCGAAGAGCAAAGUUUAAGUUUCCGGGACGCCAAAAGAUAUUUGUGUCCAAGAAGUGGGGCUUUACAAAGUGGGAUCGCAAUGUUUAUGAGCAAAUGCGUGCUGAUGGAGAACUCAUCCCAGAUGGCGUUGGAGUGCAACAUGAUCGAAAUCGAGGUCCAUUUGCUCAGUGGAUUAAACAACAAUAGGACUGAAUGAUACUGUUGCUGCAUGUUCCUUGAAUUUUUGAUUAAAGUUGAAGAAUCAUGUGGUUACAGUCUCA
This is a messenger RNA of Corticium candelabrum, 807 nucleotides long. RefSeq names its product large ribosomal subunit protein uL16-like. Lineage: Eukaryota; Metazoa; Porifera; Homoscleromorpha; Homosclerophorida; Plakinidae. Gene Ontology annotation, cellular component: ribosome; cytosolic large ribosomal subunit. Gene Ontology annotation, biological process: translation; ribosomal large subunit assembly. Gene Ontology annotation, molecular function: structural constituent of ribosome. The coding region runs from base 92 to 733 and encodes 213 amino acids. The transcript has 5 exons. The record is from RefSeq and is a predicted model, not a curated record.